Molecule: messenger RNA, 377 nt
Organism: Suillus fuscotomentosus
Lineage: Eukaryota; Fungi; Basidiomycota; Agaricomycetes; Boletales; Suillaceae
Exons: 3
Source: RefSeq, a predicted model, not a curated record
CUCACCGCCUCAACUGUCACACUGUUCGUAUAAUAAUAGCUUCGUGGCUGACGUCGACCUUGAAUGUCUGACCGCACUAGAAGCAAGGAUGUUCGAGGAUUCCGAAGAAGCAGGACCUGCAGGCAACCAGCAAUGGGGUUUGGACGCUGGUCAACAUCACAGGGGAUGGAAUGUGUAUCUCGGAAUUCCUGAUAAAUGGGUUUCUGCAAGAGAUUAUAGCGAGAGUGAACUUGAACAGCGCGGCCCCUUAUUCAGUGAUAACUCUGAUGCUACAUCUUUGGAGUCUGCAGACGAGCUAUCCGAAGCUGUAGUUCCUUCUCUGCCGGCUGAAGAAUGUCCGCCCGUUAAACGUCGAUGUGCUCCACAGGCUCGAAGGG